CAUUACCCAUAUCAAGAUGAAGAUUAAACAAUUUGGCUCCUAGAAAGUGAACAAACAAAGAAACAAAUAAACAAAACAUGUCUGAAAAUAGAAAAACGUUGCCUUAGGAGUCGCAGCAAAAAAUAAGGGGACGUGGUGAAACCAAACCCAACAACCACCGAAAAAGAAAGAUGAAAAUUAAAAAGGGAAAAAAAUUAAAAAAAAAGAGGGAAGGAGGGGAGAAGGGGAGGAGGGGGAUCAAAAUCGAAUAGAGAAGGAGCAAAGGUUGGGGCGCUGCAGAUUGGGGGUGGUUGAAAGUUAAAAGCAUUCCCAUUUAAUAUCCAAAAGAGUGGGAGAAGACAUCAUUUCACAGGUUUUAAACACAAUUGGGUGACAAACUGUUUGUCUCUCACGCUCCCCCCUUCUGUUCGUCUCCCUGAAUGCCUUGCCAGUGUUCAGGACUAUCGUGGCGAUUUAUAUGCGGAGGAGCGAGGGAAAAAUAGGUUGGUGUUUUUAGUUUUAUGAUACAAGCGAUUUUAGGGUUAUGGUAACUAUUUGAACCACCAGUCCCUUGUUUUUUAUUUUUUUUUAAUAAGUAAAUUUUGAAUUAAAAAAUUUAUUCCUUAACGAACAAGAAACAAUAUUUGCUUUUCUAUUGCUUGUCCUGAUUUCUGGGUGAUUGUGUUAUGAAUGAUGAAAAUAUGCAGGUUGUGAUGGAUUUAUGCGAAAUGGAGAGAAGUUGGGGUGUAUCUUUGGUCAUUCACGAAUUAUGGGAUUAGUUAGUUGAAUCCAGCGUAUGAUCAUAUUCGCCACCUGUAUGCCACUCUCUGCUUAAUCUCCCAAGGGAAGAAUAAUUCUCAGGGGAUCUUUUGAGAGAAGGUGCCCCUGGCAUGCACUCCCUUCCGUUCUUACCUGUAUGACAUUUGUCAAAAUGGCUGUAGCAGUUGAUCAACACCACGGAUUCAGGCCAUUCAGCCGAUCCCAGAGAUGCAGAUUACAGUCCUACACUCAACUCGAUUACAGCAUACUUGCCCACUCCUUAACACAUGCAUUUGGUGAUGCUAAUUUUCACAAAAGCUUCUCCACCCCUUGUCUAUCCCUAACCACUGCAUUGGAGGAAGAUUUUGACACAAAUCCAAGGAUUGAAAUUGUUGGAGGCAGUAGGAUACCUAGGGUACAUGCUCUUGUGGUCGAGGUAGCCAUAGCUAUGGCGUCUGGUGCUGAUCUCUUGCCCGUGUCAAGUGGACUAGGGGGUGCCUACUACUUAUGUAGUCAAAAUGGUGACAGUAUUGCUGUGGCAAAGCCAAUAGAUGAAGAACCUUUAGCUCUCAAUAACCCUAAGGGCUUUGGGGGUCGGAUGCUGGGCCAACCAGGUUUGAAACGCUCAGUUCGGAUUGGUGAAUCUGGAGUUCGAGAAUUGGCAGCUUAUCUCCUUGACCACGGUGGAUUCGCUGGUGUUCCUCCCACAGCUUUAGUAAAAAUUUCCCAUGUUGCAUUCCAAAUUAAUAACAAUGCAGCCGGAAUUUCAGCUACACCUUAUAAGAUUGCUUCUCUGCAGCGCUUCGUGGAUCAUGACUAUGAUGCAGGAGAGUUAGGUUCUUCAGGCUUCUCAGUUGCUUCUGUUCAUCGUAUUGGAAUUUUUGAUGUAAGACUCUUAAAUCUUGACAGGCAUGCAGGGAAUAUGCUUGUUAAAAAGUACGAACUGCACAAUUAUGCAGUUGGGGUGGCUGAGCUUGUGCCUAUUGACCAUGGUCUUUGCCUUCCUGAGUGGCUUGAUGAUCCAUAUUUUGAAUGGUUGCACUGGCCUCAAGCUUCAGUUCCCUUUUCCGAGUUUGAAAUUGAGUACAUAUCCAAUCUUGACCCCUACAAAGAUGCAGAGCUUCUUAGAACUCAUAUUCCUUAUUUACGGGAGGCUGCUAUCCGUGUUCUUGUGCUAUGCACCAUCUUCUUGAAGCAGGCUGCUGCAGCUGGGCUUUGUCUUGCUGAUAUAGGGGAAAUGAUGACUCGGCAGUUCUGUGCUGGAGAAGAAAGUCUGAGUGCAUUAGAGAAUCUUUGUUUACAAGCUAAGGCUGCCAUGCCUACUACAGUAGAUGAGACGAAAGGAAAAAUUGGAGAAGUUGAAAUGUUUAAACUUGAAAACGAAAGUGAAGAAGGUUUGAAAGAGAAUUUGGAUCUUCCUCAACUCUUAGGGAGCCGUUCUGGAAUGAGUAAGCCACCCAUUAUGUCAAGGUUUUCAUCUGCAGGAUCAAUUACUGGGUUGACCGAUGCAUCUCUGUCUCCACUAUUCGAGGAAAACGAUCAUGAUAACGACGAUAAUGACAGAAAGACUAUGAUAGGCAAUAAUGGUAGUGAUGAUGAUGGGAGUACUAGUGAUAGUCGUAAGGUUGGGGUUUUGAUGAAGAGCAUGAGUUUCUCAGUACCUACCCACAAUUGUGAAGCAGGGGCAAUAUCUUUUGGAGACAUGAGUGGAGAUGAAUGGGAACUGUUCUUGGAUAGUUUCGAAAAGCUUUUGCCGGAGGUACUCGAGGGCACAAAGUCCCUGAGCUUGAAGCAGAAGUUGGGAACUACUACUUCCUGCAAGUUCUGAGAAAUUAAUAUUUUGUGGGAAAGAAAAAAAAGAUUUGAAAACAGACUUUGUUGCUUAUAUCUAGUCCAGUAUGAAGUGACUGUACAUUAUUGCCAAAUGAAGACGGUAGAGUAGUAGAUUGUAAAUAAAUAGAAUAGGUGCAACCGGAAAUGCGAUUGGCGAAACGCCAUCCUUUCUGUGUACCUGUUUUUGUGCUUCAUUAUCUUGUAUCGUUACCGUAGACUGACAUAGAAUUGGUUCUCUUGCAGAGAUGACUUGCAACAGAAUUAUUGACAUGUUCAAACGGUUGAUAUUAAUUAGUUUGAUAUAUUAAUAAUAUCAUACUUUCUUCU
This is a messenger RNA of Prunus persica (peach), 2898 nucleotides long. RefSeq names its product phosphatidylinositol 4-kinase gamma 8. NCBI's taxonomy places the organism in Eukaryota, Viridiplantae, Streptophyta, Magnoliopsida, Rosales, Rosaceae. The record is from RefSeq and is a predicted model, not a curated record. The coding region runs from base 896 to 2566 and encodes 556 amino acids. The transcript has 3 exons.